GACCUGACUGAUGACAUCGGCAGUUAUUGCCGAUAGCUCUUCGGCCUCGUAAAAUCGUCGUGGGUGCCGUGGGUGCGAGAGCCCACCUAACCUACCUUGAACCGCUUCCAGCGUACACAUCCAUAGUACUUACUGUACCAGAUAUCCCAACCCUGCAGCUCCGACUCGGCAUUGCAUCCGCACUGGAUUUGAUGAUCGUCGACAUAGAAACUGUCAAAGCUCGCGGAUCGACAUGAUUCCCCGAGUCGAAGUUCUGCACAUAGUGCGGGUCUGGAUCUCAUCGCAUCGCAUCGCAUCGUGGUCGAACUGCUUGUGCCUUGUGGGCUUUCCCAUCGCAUCCUCAACAGUGGUAGCAGUGGAUCAAACGCGGCACAUGGACCACAUCCUGAUUUUUCCACACGAAGAUCGAUCUCAGGGCUCCUCAGCCUCAACCAGAACCGAAGAAAGGAAAAUUAGCAAGAACAAAACCUGCGGUAUCCAUCACGAGCUGAACACGGGACAUCUGACUUUUUCCCUUCUCCCCUUCUUCCCCCUUUGUCCACGGUACACCACCCUUCUCAGAAACAACGGCAGAAGCUUGUCCGGCCCGGAAAGAACAAGCGCCGAUGACAAUGGUUCGGCCAGAUGAUACAAUGCUAAUGCUAUAUCCUCUGUCGGCGAGAUCCCGACAGUUAUAGCAUCGAAUUGCCCUUCUCAGCAUCUAGGAUAAUUUUCACAGGGCGAAAGAUG
Aspergillus japonicus CBS 114.51 is the source of this 729-nucleotide messenger RNA. RefSeq lists its product as uncharacterized. The coding region runs from base 233 to 628 and encodes 131 amino acids. The record is from RefSeq and is a predicted model, not a curated record. The transcript has a single exon. NCBI's taxonomy places the organism in Eukaryota, Fungi, Ascomycota, Eurotiomycetes, Eurotiales, Aspergillaceae.